Molecule: messenger RNA, 2465 nt
Organism: Culicoides brevitarsis
Lineage: Eukaryota; Metazoa; Arthropoda; Insecta; Diptera; Ceratopogonidae
Gene: Pex6
Product: peroxisomal ATPase PEX6
Exons: 2
Coding region: 40-2409 (789 amino acids)
Biological process (GO): protein import into peroxisome matrix
Cellular component (GO): peroxisomal membrane; cytosol
Molecular function (GO): ATP hydrolysis activity; ATP binding
Source: RefSeq, a predicted model, not a curated record
CAACAAGACGUGUGAAUUGGACUCUGAGCUCCCCAAACGAUGAAAAUUCACGCAAGUCUGAAGCUCAUCCAGUACAUUUGCCGGAUCCUCAGUGUUCGUGAUGACUUCAGUGUCUUCCCGCACUACGUAACGUACAAAAUCAUCGCUGAUUUCCUGAAAAAACUAAAACGAAAGUCAUGCACUUUUCGCGUUUAUUUGGAUCGCGUAUCGAACGAGUCAUCUGGAGACAUUGCCACCGAACAUUGCUUAUUUGUGAACAGCAAAGUGUUUAAUUAUUAUUGCUCAUCGCGGGACGAUGCGUGGGUCGAAGUGGAAAUCAAAUCCAGACGCGACAAAAACUCCUCGGCGGGAAAACGCAGAUACAAAUGUCAUAAUUUGCUGUAUCGAUUGGUGCCUGUUGACGAUCUUCAACCAGUUUCAGCUUGUUUUACGACUCCCAAAGGCUACAACGAACUGUAUCACGCCUGCCCGUCUGAACAUGUCUUCGUGAGUUUGAGAAAAUCCCACCAAGUGCCUCAAAUGAUGAAAAACGCCUCAAUUGCGAUCGUCAGUUAUCACGAACUCUCGAAUUCCGACGCGGAUUUCAUCAUCGGAAAAUAUUUCGAGACGCCGCGUUUCCUUCACAGCCAAGAAACGUACGAAAUUGAGCUGAAAGAAGAGCUUUUGGGGUCCUGGUAUUACGCCGAAUACUUUUUAACGUUCUCCAAACUCAAGAGAUUAUCGUUUCUCGUCACACAUCUCGAGAAUAAAAACGGAAAAUCCGAAAGUGUCGGCGUUAUAAUGAAAAAUUUGACAACGCUGCGUCACGUGCCAAACGACAGUUUUCGUAUUCCGCGAAAAGUUUACCAAAGCCCGCUGGGGCUCAAAUCCUACGUGGGUCAAUUAGUUGCCAGUAUCGAGCCAUUUUUGAACAAAAGUUACGUGGAAGACUACUCAACGCAACCGAUUUUCCUCGUGGAAGGCAGUCGCGGGUCAGGACAGGAAAUUAUUGUAGCAGCUACCGCCGAAAGACUCGGAUUUUCCAUCAAAUAUGUGGAUUGUGUGGAACUUAUGACGAGCUUAGCGGCUCAAACUGAGUCAAAAUUGUCAAAUAUCAUGCUGAAGUCGACGUCACAUCACUCUCUGAUAAUUUGUUUUGAGAAUUUUGAGACUUUUGCUGCCGCCGACAGGAAUAAUCAAACGGAUUUACGACUAAUUUUGGCAUUUGAAGCGAUGAUGGACCAAUUUUUCGAGAAAAAUAAGACUUCGGUGAUCGUAGCGACGUCAAAUAAUCUCAUCACCCAAUGGAAACUCAAGUCAUUGUUCCUCGAAACGGUUCAAAUCAAGGGAUUAACGAAAGCAGAACGAUUUGAAACACUUUUAUGGUUGUUUGAGCAAAAAAGGAACAUGAAUGUAAAGAAAUCCAAGACGAUUGAAUUCUUGCACAAAGCUGUCGAGAAGACAAACGGCUUGAAUUUCGGCGAUUUGCAAGUUCUUGUCGAUAAUUUCCUCAUAAAUCACCUGAGUCAACCGGGAAAUGGCGAUUUUUGUGUGGAUUCCUUCGAAAAAGAGUCAGAUGGGCUCUUCAAGGCAUGCAAAGAACACACUUUGUCGAUCCCGAAAGUCGAAUGGAGCGAAAUUGGCGGCUUGGAUGAGUUAAAAACGGAAAUUCAAAACACAAUUCGUCUUCCGAUGCAACACAAAAACCUCAUGGGCAAGUACAUGAAGCGCUCCGGAAUUCUCCUGCAUGGUCCUCCGGGCACGGGAAAGACUUUAAUCGCCAAAGCAGUUGCCACGUCGUACCAAAUUAACUUUUUAUCCGUACAAGGACCCGAAUUGCUCAACAUGUAUGUCGGGCAAAGUGAGGAAAAUGUUCGAGCUGUGUUCGCAAAUGCCAAAGCGAAUUCCCCCUGCGUCGUGUUUCUCGACGAACUUGACUCUCUCGCGCCAAAUCGUGGCGCCAGUGCUGAUUCGGGCGGCGUUAUGGAUCGUGUAGUGUCGCAGUUACUCGCAGAGCUGGAUGCAAUUCUCGCAGAUCCAAAUUGUCAGAUUUUUAUUUUGGGAGCGACGAAUCGACCGGAUUUGAUUGACCCGGCGUUGUUGCGUCCCGGAAGGUUUGAUAAGUUGCUUUAUGUGGGAGCAUUUACGAAAUUAGAUGAGAAAGUGAAUGUGCUGGAGACAGUGACGGCUCCCUUCCAGCUCGGGAAGAACGUGAAAUUGCCUGAAUUGGCGAAAUUAUUGAAGGCGGAGAUAACGGGAGCGGAAGUUUAUGCCUUGUGCUCGAAUGCGUGGUUAAGUGCCGUAAGGAAAACCGUUGGAAAUAAAAAGGAUCCAAAAGUUAGGGAAGCUCUCUCGAAAAAUGAAGUUUUUGUGGAAACGGCGGAUUUUCAAGAAGCUUUGAAAAUGUUGGGAUUGGGGAAAAAAGUUUAAUUUUUUUGUUUUUUGUGUGAUAUUUUUUAAAUUUUUUAAAUAAAAUUGUUGUGCCU